Molecule: messenger RNA, 1662 nt
Organism: Trachymyrmex cornetzi
Lineage: Eukaryota; Metazoa; Arthropoda; Insecta; Hymenoptera; Formicidae
Gene: ifc
Product: delta4-sphingolipid-FADS-like protein ifc
Exons: 7
Coding region: 396-1358 (320 amino acids)
Biological process (GO): ceramide biosynthetic process
Cellular component (GO): membrane
Molecular function (GO): sphingolipid delta-4 desaturase activity
Source: RefSeq, a predicted model, not a curated record
AUAGCUAGAGAACGUGCGAAAUGUUAACGACCGCUUUUCUAUCUCGCUCCCACUCGAUUGUUUAUCGCAUAUGCAUUUUUAUAAAAUUUCUUUUAUCACGUGCAUGCCAGUGCGUACGUGCGUGAUUAAUGAGAUAUUUGAAAGAGUGGAUUGGAGUGGAUAUUAGCGCAAUUACCUUAUAAAUUUUAUCAGUAUUUAUCUCCGUAUAUAUGUAGUAGAACACAUUUCGCAUGAGAUUACAGCCACAUCAAUUGUAAUGUGGCGAAUGGUGACGAAGUGAUUUCAAGAGCGUUACAUACGCAUUUAUUUCUUGCCUUGUCGUUGACAAUGUCACUUGGAUUUAGCCAUCACUGGGAUUAAUAUUUCACCUUUUGUACAAAAAUCGUCAUAGAAGAAUGGGUCAACGAGUCUCAAGAACGGAUUUCGAAUGGGUUUAUACGGAGGAACCGCAUGCCUCGCGGCGUAAAAUAAUUCUAGAGAAAUAUCCACAAAUUAAGCAGUUGUUUGGAUAUGAUCGAAAUUUCAAAUGGGUUGUUACUGGGAUGGUAUUAAUACAGUUCCUAUCAUUCUUUAUUGUUAAAGAUUUGAGCUAUCCCAAACUCUUGCUAUUAGCAUAUUGCUUUGGAGGUGUAAUAAACCACUCUCUUAUGCUUGCAAUACAUGAAAUAUCUCAUAAUCUUGCCUUUGGACAUGCCAGGCCUAUGGCUAAUCGAGUAUUUGGUUUUUUUGCAAAUCUGCCAAUAGGAAUACCUGUAUCUAUCAGUUUUAAGAAAUAUCAUCUUGAGCACCAUCGUUAUCAGGGAGAUGAAAAAUUAGAUACUGACUUACCAACAUUAUUAGAAGCGAAAUUAUUUUGUACAACUUUUGGGAAGUUUUGUUGGGUACUGUUACAACCUUUUUUUUAUUCAUUUCGACCUCUUGUAACUUAUCCAAAAGCACCAACUUCAUUAGAAUAUAUAAAUUUAGUUAUACAAUUGAUAUUUGAUGGUUGCGUAUGGUAUUUUUUCGGUGGUAAAGUACUAUUUUAUUUGCUUUUUGGCUCUGUUAUGGCAAUGGGAUUACAUCCUGUAGCAGGUCACUUUAUAUCCGAACAUUACAUGUACAAAAAAGGUUUUGAAACUUACAGCUAUUAUGGUCCUUUAAAUUUCAUUACUUUCAAUGUUGGAUACCACAAUGAGCACCAUGACUUUCCUGCAGUGCCUGGUUCGAGAUUACCAGAAGUAAAACGUAUAGCCGCAGAAUUUUACAAUGAUUUACCACAGCACAAUUCAUGGGUUUCUGUUUUGUAUGAUUUUGUGAUGGAUCCUGAAAUUGGGCCAUAUGCAAGAACGAAGAGAAGGCAUCGAGGAUUAAAUUGACAAAUUUUCUAAUUCUUCUUAGUUUUUCUAAAAAUGUACUACAUAAGAUUUAUACAUCACUAAUUCUGCAUAUUGUUAUGCAGAAUUGCAUAUUAUAACACAAUUUAAAAAUUGUAGUAUUGGGAAAUGUGAGAGUUACAUGAGAAACUUGUAAGCAUGUUGCGUGCAUUGUAAUAUAAAAUUUCAGAAAAAUUUAGAGAUGAUAUAUUAAUCUAUGGGCAAAUAAUUUUUCGAUAUUUUCACUAAAUUGUUUUCACGAAGGUUUUUAGAUCUAGUUUUCAUGGAAGUCUAUUUCUUGAAAUUU